UGACGGAUACAUACUUCGCAUCGACGCGGUACCAUGAUCCGGGGAUACUAAUGCACGGUCAAGCAUUCGGACUGAUGCUGGCGCAGGUCGAGAAGCAGAGCGUCACCAUCAUCAAAUUUCACUGAUAUCCUCCUGCGCAAGUCGCCCUCAAUUUUGAUCACGAAAUCUUGUUUGUCGACCAAAAGCAGCUCUUUGACGAAAGAUGGAGCUUGACUUCAAACCGAUUCCGGCUCACCAGUCACCCAGUUACAAGCGAUGGAAGUACCAGUCCCGUGGGGUGACGAGCAAGACAUGCUCCGAGUCAUCUAUGCCGAGACUCCACACGAAGCCUUCUUUCACUCGCUGGAAGACAAGUUCUUCAAGUGGUCACUGGACUCGCGAAUCUUGUCGGCGACGGACAAAUCGACGGCUGAGAGGGCAUGCGAGAUCUUCGAAGUAUAUCCUCGACAGCCAUGUGCCCAAUUUGACGGGCUACCAGCUCUAUGGCGGUUCGCAACCGCCCACGGCCCGCUCCAAGGACGACUGGGUUGCAAGUCUGCCUGCUCCCAGACGCCGACUUCCGCAUCAGAGAGGAUGUUGCCAAGACAUUCGCCCCCAAGGCGCCGGCAAACAGCGACACCUACAUGCCCCGCACGUACUUCAGCAUCUCGCUAGGAUAUCUACAUGUUGACUGGCAAUGCAAGAAACGUGGCUUCGCCCGUUGCAAUGUCUUUCGCGGAUCCUUCGAAGCAGAGCUGCUGCUGUUGGACCUUGUGGCUCAUC
Molecule: messenger RNA, 762 nt
Organism: Tilletiaria anomala UBC 951
Lineage: Eukaryota; Fungi; Basidiomycota; Exobasidiomycetes; Georgefischeriales; Tilletiariaceae
Exons: 1
Coding region: 203-670 (155 amino acids)
Source: RefSeq, a predicted model, not a curated record